GACGGUUCGGCGGUAUCUAGUUAUACUGUAGCUUUUCCUGCAGAAUUGUGUCGCGAUGGCCCGUACAAAGCAGACUGCCCGUAAAUCCACUGGAGGUAAAGCUCCUAGGAAACAGCUCGCCACCAAGGCAGCUCGUAAGAGCGCCCCGGCUACUGGCGGCGUGAAAAAGCCUCACCGUUACAGGCCCGGGACUGUAGCUCUGCGUGAGAUCCGUCGCUACCAGAAAUCUACUGAGCUGCUGAUUCGCAAGCUGCCUUUCCAGCGCUUGGUGAGGGAGAUCGCUCAGGAUUUCAAGACCGAUCUGCGCUUCCAGAGUUCUGCCGUCAUGGCGUUGCAGGAAGCCAGUGAGGCUUACUUGGUUGGCCUGUUUGAGGACACCAACUUGUGCGCCAUCCACGCCAAGAGGGUGACCAUCAUGCCCAAGGAUAUUCAGCUGGCGCGUCGUAUCCGCGGUGAACGUGCUUAAGGUCUGGACGCCAGCGGUCCGCUUGGAAAAACCCAAAGGCUCUUUUCAGAGCCGCCUCCACAGUCUAAAAAGAGCGAGUCUUUGUUCUAGCUAAACUGCCAAGUCCCUUUUGUCAAAAUGUUUCAAAUGUUUAAAUCCCUUAACUUGCAAGUAAACGCAUAGCUUACAGCAUUAAGAUGAGGGAUGUUUUCCAUGCUACUCCUUGGCUCAAUUUCAGUUUUUCAGAAACCUGAUAUUUGGAGACUUGUACAUGUUGAUAUCUGUAGUAUACGCAUCAUUCAUGUACGUUCUCCCCUAUACCACAUUCCGAUGAAGCGCCAAGUCUCCUCAUUUGCAUGUUGUGUUCAUAAUAAAAUUGAGUUUUUUUU
This is a messenger RNA of Brienomyrus brachyistius, 834 nucleotides long. Its product is annotated as histone H3. Bases 56 to 466 code for a protein of 136 amino acids. The record is from RefSeq and is a predicted model, not a curated record. Gene Ontology annotation, molecular function: protein heterodimerization activity; DNA binding; structural constituent of chromatin. The transcript has a single exon. Gene Ontology annotation, cellular component: nucleosome. Lineage: Eukaryota; Metazoa; Chordata; Actinopteri; Osteoglossiformes; Mormyridae.